Messenger RNA from Anas platyrhynchos (mallard), 4562 nucleotides. Lineage: Eukaryota; Metazoa; Chordata; Aves; Anseriformes; Anatidae. The record is from RefSeq and is a predicted model, not a curated record.
AAAAUUCCCUGUGUAUCUCUUGGUGGCUGUAGCUCUGUGUGGUGGGCUGGCAGGGCAUCACCUUCCAUGGGGCAUCACCUUCCAUGGGGGCAGGAGGAGCAGGUCCCCAGGGGGCUGGGGCUGCUGCAGGCAAUGCCCCCAUGGCAGGGGCAGUGGGGAAGGUGCUCCCAGGGCUGGAGCCUCACUGCGGCCCCUUCCCUUCUCAUGAAAUAGGAGACCUGAUCUUAAGGUUUCCACAAACCUUUGGAGGCCUUGGCAAGAACAGAGCUUUGAGCUAGGAACUCUGCCAAGAUUACUUGCUUUGGAAUCAAGCUUAAAUGGGGUUUGAUUUGGUUUAGGCUGUGGGAAUUAGCUUAAAAUGUGCUACAUUAAAGGACUGGGCUUGCUCAUAAACGUGAGCUAAAGCACUUGCUUAGUCUUCAAGUUUGUAUUGAGAGAAACAAAAUCAGAUGUGAGUGAAGGAGGAGGUGGCAGUAGCAGUGGCAGGUUGCAGCGUGCUGUCCUUGGGCUUCCUGGCUAAAAGAUCCCAGCAUGUCCAGCAGCUUGCUGCAGGCUCCCCUUCUCCCAGGCUCGGUGUUUGGGAUAAGGACGGAUUCCACAUCCACACAAAAUGGCGUGGACCGCGAGCUCGGUUGCGAUGGAGACCGUGUCCCUGGAGCGCCAGAUCCAGAGCGUGCAGCGGCACAUCGCCUUCCUGAAGAAGGAGCAGAUGGAGCUGCUCCACGACCUGCACCUGGAGAUCCUCCGCCUGCAGAAGCACUGCUCAGAGCUGACCCACGACCUUGAAAUGAAGGAGCUGGAAGCCCGCCAGCAAGACGUGCUGGACCGGGAGCUGGAGGAGAGGUGCCGGGUGAUGGAAGCCCAGCUGCAGGAGAAGGAGAAGGACAACCUGGAGCUGCGCAAGGAGCUGCGCCACAAGGAGACCCUGGUGGCCGCGCUGCGCUCCAGCCUCCGCAACAAGGAGCGCAGGUUCCUGGAGGAGCUGAAGCGGCGGAGCCACCGCGUCACCAUCCUCGACACUGAGCUGCAGAAGCAGACGGAGGCGGCCGCCUACCUCUCCCUGCAGCUGCACGCCACUGCCCAGCGCCUGCCGGGACCCCGCACCAGCGGGCGGCCACCCGCCGAGCAGCCCCCGCCCGAGGCCAGGCCCCGGCGCCGCGGCCACCGGGCACACCCACGGCGCCCUCCCGGGGACGGUGCCCACCCCAGGGACCCCGCACGUGAGGAGCACGAUGCCAUGCCUGACCCAGCCCUCUUCCUCUACACCACACGGCCGCCCGCCCCGCAGCGCCCACCGGAGCCCCCCGCCGAGGCCCGGGGCACGGCCAGCACCGCUGCGGCCCCCCGGGCACAGAGGUCCCCCCGGCCACCCCCCCAGGAGCCCGCAGCCAGAGCCCGGCCAGCCAAGGGCGAGCCCAACAAGCGGCCAGGGUCUGGGCCCCACGGAGCCCGGGCCCGGGAGUAGGCGGCCAGGGGUGGGCACGGCCCGAGCGGCCGGGAAGGCGCUGAGCCCGGCGGCACUGAGGUGGGCGCCGGCCGAGGUUGCUGCCCCUGUCCCCCGGGAGGGGAAGGAGGCAGCGGAAGGUGGGUGCCCUGCCCGCACCCCCUCCCCGCUGAGCAGCCCGCGGUGCUGGGGCACGGAGAGCACGGUGUGGUGAUGCUGCAUGAGGCUUGCCAAGGGGGAACAGCUGAGCAGCUGUGCAGAGCUUCCAGGGGAAGAAAGGCAGAAAAAUCGUGUUUCCAAGACAAGCAGAUCCUCCUGUUCCUGCUGCUGCUGUUCCUUGGAGAAGACGCCGGUCGUGUUCCCCAGGCCUGGGGUACCGGGUGCACAGCAGGAAGACCCGUGGCUUGGCACAGGGCUCAGCACAGCCCUGCCUCAGGCACCCCCGGCUGGGCUGGGCUGGAGGGGCGCAGACACCGCCAGCACAGCCCUCGGUGCCCAGGGGUUGCCAGUGACAGUCGGCCCCGUUGGCACCGGAGGGGUUUUCCCCCUCCGCAGGGCGGUGCAGCUGUGCCAGCCAUGUCCCAAGUCACCACUCCCCUCUGCGGGAUUUGUCUGACUGUCACACGGAUUUCCCCCACGUUACAUGCACCUGGCAGGCUGGGACAAGGCCGAUGGAGAUGACCCACAAGCUGGAAGGCGCCCGCUUGCAGCACCCGGCGCUGCUCCUCCCGUGCUGCUGGAGCAGGUUCCUGACACAUCACCUGCGAUGGGCAGGCUCUGGCCAUGCACCAGCGCUGUGUCUGUUGCUUGCUCCCAUGGCCAGGUGUUGGUUUUUCACCACAGACAAUAACCACGUCAGCAAGGCGCUGGUGAAGGUGGGAUCUCGUGCACCACCGCCCUGCUGGGGCAGGACCAGCCGCAGGGGCAGCCCCAUGAGGAGCACAGGCUGCACAGUCUGCCUCGCCUGCGUCCCUUGGGUGCUGCAGCUCCCUGAGCCGGGCUCUGGGGAGCAGCUGGAAGAGGCACCGUGGGGCUGUCCUCCCGCGCUGCCUGUCCUCCCUCCCAGCACCACGGCCUGUGCCAGCACUCAGUGUUGGCCCCUUCUGCCUCGCCUGACUUCAGAGCAAACCAACGGCUUCAGCUGCUCUGAAGCAGAGGUGUACCCUAAAUGUGGACGAGCAGAAACUGGGACAGGAAGAAGCGGGGCAGGGGGCAGGGCUGGCCUGGGGGCUCCAGUGGGACCUAAGGAGCCCCGCAGGUAACCGGGAGCCAGGCGGUUCGGGUGCCAGCCCUCACUGCCCCUGAGCCUCGCGCUGUCGGGACACCAGGGCCCGUGUCCCGCAGGGCGAUGCCCGGUGCGGGCAGGAGGAAGCCGUGUGCCACCUCAGAGCCCAUCCCCUCGAGUUCAGUUUGAAGCCCCUGGAAAGCACCGUCCUGCAGCAGCCGGGCUGAACCCACCUCAAGCUCGCCCGCAGAGCACUCACGCAGUCAGAGGUCUCUAUUUUUGUAGCUCAGUGUUUAUAUAUUAAAAGGCUUUUACGAGAUUCUCAGUAACAGUCCCCGGGCCAGCCCUUUGGAUGGUUCAAACAGCCCCCAAGCAUACCCUCUGCACCGGCAGGACAGAAAUGAGCGGCUUUUGCACCUUUUCUCUGCCUGUGUCACGAACCUGCCUGGUGAAGCGCUGGGAUUUGGAGGUGAGGCACCCCCCAGUGCUGCCCCUGGCCGUUACCGAUCUCUAAGCACACCCUGAAUUUGCGAGGAGCUCCCCGACACAGCAGCCCCAGGGACAGCUCAGGGCCGGGCCAUGGUGAGGCGCCUCGUGGGCCUCAGACCUGGCUGCGUGCUGCAGGCUUGGUUUUAUUUUAAUGUCAGAGGGUAAAGGAGCCUCUGCGCCGUUCAGCCGAGCGUUACUUUGGCUGUGGUUUGCGCAGCGGCCUUCCCCCUCGUUUCUAGACAAUCCCGAUACACAGAGUGUGUUGCGUUUUUAUUAUAAAAUCGUUGAUAAAAUCAUGGUGGUCGUGAGUGACCUAAGCAUUAAAAAGGGGAGGGAGUGUAAAUACCUUCCUAUUCUCUGUAAAUACCUUCCUAGCAAUCAGCAUUUUUAGUGCCUAGCAAUGUAAAUGAAGCAACCCUGUGGGAGCUGCAGGAUCCCUCCCUCUUCACCAGGAAUUAGCAGCUGGCUGGAGGAGUUCAUCUCAUCUCAUCCCGGUGCCCCCAUGACUUCUGCCCUUCCCAGCACCCCAGCAGCGUGGAUGAACGGGGAAAGGCAGCAGGGCCGGGAGCAGGGCGCUGUGAGUCCCCGCCAGCAGCCCUCGGGUGCACAGAGCCUCCCGGUCCCCCCGCAGGCCUACGAGAUGGAGGUGUUUGGGGCUAGGCCUGCGCUUCCCGGGGGAUCCUCACCCCCAAGCCUGGGGACCAGCUCUGUGCCCUGCACCUACUUCAGUCACUGCUGCUGCUGCUCCCGGGGGGGAAGCUCUAGAGUACUCUAUAUACACAAAUAUAUAUACAUAUAUACAUACGUGCACUUGCUUUGAGGGGAAUACACUGUAUGAUUGUAAUAGAAAUUAUGUUGAAAUAAAUUAUUUUAAUCUUUGUAUUUAUAUAAAAUGAUCAGAGAUCAAAAAAAAAAAAAAAAAAAAAAAAGAAGGAGCAAGGAGGCAGCAUUCCUAUUUUGUUAAGUCGGCCGCUGUUGGACGCAGCGAGCCCAGGGGGGCAGCAGGGACGCGGGCAGCCUCUGACCGACUCCCGGGUCCCCGGCUUGGGGACAAAGCAGCGACCUGCCGGCUGCAUUUGUCCCGUGCUGUCAGACUCCUUGGGAGGCGAAAUGGUUAACGUAGCUUAAACCUGCGCUGUAUAGCUCUAUGCAUAGACACGUAUAGACCGAGGAGUGUAACUGCUGACACCUACAUGCUUUGUAUGGAACAAGCAAUGUGUAAUGUUGACUCGUAAAGCUUAAUGAUUAGACUGGAAAUGGAUGCAUAGCAAUAACGCUCAGUUGUUAAACAAUAUCUUAUAUAUAUAUAAAACACGAUGUGCUGACAAGUCUCUGUGUGCAGACUAACAGCCGGGCACCGUUCCUGUACCCGCUGGUUUUGUUCUGCAGCUGUGCAAACCCUAA